UUUCAUCAAUCAUUGAGCACAUGAAAUCUCCUUCUACUCAAAAGUAUAUAGACUUUUUAGGAAGUGUACAUUCGAAACUUAUAAAGAAAUGGAAAAUGCUGGAAAAUCAUGUAAAAGUAAUACAAAUUCUGGCACAAGAUAAUGUAAAAUAUUUGUAUGCAUUAGAAAAGUUUACUCAACCAUUGUAUAGACUUGAUCCAACACAAAUGGGAGAAUAUUUACCUCCACUUAUGUAUGCUAUACGAAUGAUCUAUGCUACUUCACGAUUUUUUAAUACCAGGAGAAUGGUUACAGCGGUUUUUGUAAAGAUGACAAACCAAAUGAUAUUAGCAUGUAAAGCUUAUUUAACUGAGGAGGACAAAAUAAAUAUUUGGAAUGAAUCCAAAUCUGUUAUGAUAUCUAAAAUAAAGGAUUGUACAAAAUUGUGUGAACAGUACUAUGAAUAUUAUAAUGAUAUGUGCAAGCAAGUUAAGGAAUCUGCUGAUGAAAAACCUUUUGAAGUAUCAGAAAUGUAUAUUAUGGAUGUUUUUCAAACUGCAUUAACAUAUUUAAUUCUUUAUAGUUCUGCAAUACAGGGAAUAGAUUUAUUUGCGAACAAAUUUUUUAGUUCUUUUCAGUAUAUUGCUUCAAAAGAUUAUGAUCCAUUAGAUCAUAGAAAACCUUAUUUUGAUGCUGACUAUGACAAAUUUAAGAAAGAUGUAGCAGAAACUGAAGUUGAAUUAAGAAGUUUCUUUUAUAAGUCCGUAGCCGAAGCUCCUAACAUAACAGAAGCAUUAAGAGUAGUGGCAAGAUACAACGAGGAUAGAUCUGAUCCACCGUUACCCAGAAAUGUUCCACCUAUUGCUGGCCGCAUUUUAUGGAUUCGGCAGCUUUACAGGCGUAUUGAAGACCCAAUGGAAAUAUACAAAAAAUGUUUAAGAGUACUUAGCCAUGAUCGUAUGCAGAGAUGUAUAAAAAUUUAUAACGCUCUAAUCAGUGUCUUUAUACAUUAUGAAUUAAUAUAUCACAAAGCAUGGUUUGACUCUUCAGAAAUUGUUCGUUUAGCAUUAGCUUCACCUUUACUUAUACGACAUCCAGAAACAAAUAAGUAUCACUUAAAUUUUGAUUCGUACAUUAUUGAAGUGAUACGAGAAUCGGAACACAUGGCUAGAUUUAAUUUAGAAGUACCAGAUUUUAUACAAAUCAUAACGUUUUGCAAAGAUAAAAUUUUGUCAUCCUAUGAAACUGUAAAACAAUUAGUUGAAGAAAAUAAUGCAUUGAGGCGAAACAUAUUACUACUGUUUCUAAAUUUGAUGAAAAUUGUUCUUGUUAAUCUCGAGAUCGCUUUUCAACCCUGCUUGGCAGUGGUAACAUGGACAUCUUUGAAUAUAUCUGAAGUUUGUGAAAAAAUACAAGGGGCUCUUACAUCUGUGCACACUUUUGUAAAAGAGAUAACAGAUAUGAAGGAGGCAAGGGUCGAUGAAAUUUUUGAUUCUAUAUCAGAUGUUAUAUUGGUAAACGUUGAUGGUGCUGCAAAACAAGCAACUCAGUUAUUGGAUGAUAAUGUUGCUUUUGGAAGUACAAUUGCCUCUGACAUUGAAAUAAAAUCGUCCGCUGCAGAAAUAGCUGUAAUAACAAUUAUUAAUAAAUUUAUGGACUUUAUAGUUGAUGAGUCUGUUCAAAAUACAAAAUAUGAUUGGAUGGAUCCAGAAAAAGCAUAUAAAUACACUUCACAGACUAAGUUAACAAAAGGGAAAUAUGAAGCAGGCUUUGCUCCCAUUGAAAGAACACAUAGAGUUCAAAUAAAUAGAGUUCACAAUGACUGCAUGGAACUAUUUGCAUACUUUCAUGGAAAGCUUAUAGAUGCUUUAGUAAAAUGUACUAAGAAUACUUUUGAAUUAUUGAAGAAAAAGGUCACAAUUUUCAGUACUUUGAUAAAUGAUGAGGAUAAUUCAACAGAAAAAUCUCCAAUUUUAUUGGCCUCAUUUGUUUUACAAAUACCAAAUAUUUCUCUAGCACCUCCAAUAGAAGAGUUACAACACUAUUUUGGAAAACUACUAAUUUGUGUUUUAGAGAAUCAUAAAAAAAUUAUCGCUUGGGGACAGCGUUAUUCACAUGGAACAAGCUUCACCAGUGCACACAAGGAUUUAUCAAAAUUUAAGAACUAUUACGAAAUAAUAUCCGACCACAAAGAAAUAGUUCGCAGCGUAAUGAGUUUACAGGGCGCAAUUCUUGCAGCAAAAGAUGACAUAUCUCAAAUCAGUAAUACGUAUUUACGGUAUUCUUACAUAUGGAGUGAAGACAGAAAUAAAAUGGUCCAGAGUUUCGUUGACUCUGAACCAAUUGCUCAAGAAAUUAAGGAAAGAUUUAUAGAAUAUGACGAGUUAGUUGAUGAAAUUCAAAAAUUACCGGAGAAACAUAUAGUUGGACCGAUAGAAAUUUGUAUGGGUAAUUAAUUGUUAGCACUCUUAGUUGAAGCACGUACGUGGAAAACAUUGUUAGGCCAAAUGUUAUCCUCCACAUAUAAAGAAAAAUUAAAAAGGAUUACCGAGUAUAUCAAUGAUAAGAAUAAAGUUCUUGCAAGGGAGAUAAAAGAUUUGGAAGAUGUAAGGGUUGCCAUGAAAUGUUUGGCCGAAAUACGGGACGAUUUUAUAUCGUUAGACAUAGAAUUAAUUUUGAUAGACGAGACAUAUAGUUUAAUGGCAAAAUUUAACAUCCCCGUGUCGAAAGAGGAACAAGAAAUCGUAGACAGUUUACGAUACAAUUUUACAAAUAUGUUGAAUACGGCUAAACAAGUACAAGCAAAAAUAUGCGAAAUGCAAGAACCACUGAAGAAAGAAUUAACGGACGGUGUCGCAGUUUUGAAACAGAAUGUGAUUGAUUUCGAUCUUGAUUUUGAGCUAAAUGGUCCCAUGGUUGAGGGCAUACCAGCUAAAGAAGCAAGUGAUCGACUAAUCUUAUUUCAAGGUCGCUUGGAAGAGCUGUGGGAAAGGUACGAGACUUACAGUAGCGGAGAGAGUUUAUUUGGUAUCGAGCUGACAGAAUAUCCAGCUCUUCAUCAGAGGAAGAGGGAAAUAAAUUUAUUACAGAAAUUAUAUGGCUUAUAUUUGCAAGUGAUACGAACUAUUGAUAGUUACUAUGAAAUACCUUGGUCCGAAAUUGAUAUCGAGUCUAUAGUCACCGAAUUAGCUGAAUUUCAGAAUAGAUGUCGGAGAUUACCAAAAGCUAUGACAGACUGGCCAGCAUAUAUCGAAUUAAAAAAGAAGAUCGAUGACUUCAAUGAGACUUGUCCGCUGUUAGAAUUGAUGGCGAAUAAGGCUAUGCAAGAAAGACACUGGGAAAGAAUGUCAAAACUGUGUAAAUAUCCCUUUGACGUGGAAUCAGAAACCUUCACAUUGGCAAACGUCAUGGAGGCACCUCUGUUGAAAUACAAAGACGAUGUUGAGGAUAUAUGCAUCAGUGCGGUAAAAGAGCAAGACAUAGAAAGUAAAUUAAAACAAAUUAUCGCAGAAUGGUCUGUUGUAAAUCUACAAUUCGCUCCGUUUAAACAACGAGGAGAAUUACUUCUGAAAGGUACCGAAACGCACGAGAUAGUAUCUCACCUGGAGGACAGCUUGAUGGUGAUCAGCUCACUUUUAGCAAAUCGAUACAAUACGCCUUUUAAAAGAGAUAUCCAACUGUGGCAAAGUAAACUCAGCAACACCUCCGAAAUCUUAGGAAGAUGGUUGAACGUGCAAAACUUAUGGGCUUAUUUGGAAGCAGUAUUUAUCGGUGGCGAUAUAUCGAAGCAGUUACCAGCAGAAGCAAAACGUUUUAAUAACAUCGAUAAAGCUUGGGUGAAAAUUAUGUACCGAGCACGCGAAAAAUUGAACGCGGUGGAAACGUGUACAGGCGAUGAAACCAUGGGGCAAUUUUUGCCGCAUCUACUAGAACAAUUGGAGUCUUGUCAGAAGUCGCUCAGCGGGUAUUUGGAAACGAAGAGAAGUGUAUUCCCAAGAUUUUGUUUCAUAUCAGAUCCUACGUUACUGGAAAUACUCGGUCAAGCAGCCGAUUGUCAUACUAUACAGAAUUAUUUGGAUGGAUUCUUCGACAAUGUAGCGAAGUUCGACUUUUCCGAAAAAGAAUACGAGAGGAUUCUAGCCAUGUACUCGCGUGAGAACGAAAAGGUGGUGUUAGAGAAGGACGUUGUGUGUACAGGAGGUGUAGAAAACUGGCUAAACACUUUGUUAGCAGUGCAUCAGUUUUCUGUAGGCUGCGUAAUUGCGCAAGGCUUGCUGACAAUGGACAACGAAGACUUUGAUAUCAUACAGUUGAUAGACAACUCAAUUUUACAAGUGGGUUUGUUAGCCUUGCAAGUCCUGUGGACACGGGAUGCUGAGGUGGCAUUACGAACAGCGAAACGGGAUAGAGGAAUAAUGAAGAGGACAAACGAAUGGUUUUUGGACUUGUUAAACAGCCUCAUUGAAGUUACAGUUAAAGAUUUAACAAAAUACGCGAGAGCGAAAUACGAGGCUUUGAUUACGAUUCACGUGCACCAGAGAGACAUAUUCGAUGAGUUGUUCCGCCACAGAGUCCGCAACGUACAGGAUUUCGAGUGGUUGAAGCAGAGCAGAUUUUAUUAUAAUCCAGAUACGGAAGAAAUUCCCAUUCAAAUCACGGACAUCGAUUUUAUUUAUCAAAAUGAAUUUCUAGGAUGCACUGAUCGACUUGCUAUUACACCUCUUACAGACAGAUGUUACAUAACCUUGGCUCAAGCCGUAGGUAUGAAUUUUGGAGGUGCACCUGCAGGUCCAGCUGGUACUGGAAAGACAGAGACCACGAAAGAUAUGGGAAAGGCACUGGGAAAAUACGUAGUCGUAUUUAAUUGUUCUGAUCAAAUGGAUUUCCGUGGUUUAGGAAGAAUAUUUAAGGGAUUAGCUAUGGCUGGAAUAUGGGGUUGUUUCGAUGAGUUCAACCGAAUCGAUUUACCUGUCUUAUCAGUGGCUGCUCAGCAAAUAGCCAUUGUACUUACUGCCAGGAAGGAAAGAAGAAAUCAGUUCCUUUUUAGCGACGGUGAAACAUAUUAUUUGAGUUACGAGUUUGGAAUUUUCAUUACGAUGAACCCUGGCUACGCUGGCCGUCAGGAAUUGCCAGAAAAUUUAAAGAUACAAUUCAGAAGUGUGGCUAUGAUGGUCCCUGACAGACAAAUAAUCAUGCGCGUCAAACUGGCAGCCUGCGGCUUCAAAGAAAACGUUUUACUCUCACGGAAGUUCUUUACGUUGUACAAGUUGUGCGAGGAGCAGCUUAGCAAACAAGUGCAUUACGAUUUUGGUUUGAGAAACAUAUUGUCCUGUCUGAGAACUCUUGGCGCUCAGAAACGAGCAAAUCCCACUGAUUCUGAAGAAACUACACUUAUGAGAGUUUUGAGAGACAUGAAUCUGUCGAAGUUAGUGGACGAAGACGAACCUCUGUUCAUGUCCUUGAUCGAAGAUAUGUUCCCAGGCAUCAGACUCAGAGUUCAAACAUACAAAGACUUGCAAAAGGCAAUUACAAACGCAACUGCUGCACUUGGUAUAAUGAAUCAUGCCGAGUGGAAUUUAAAAGUUGUUCAACUUUACGAAACCUCUCUUGUGCGGCAUGGUCUGAUGGUGCUUGGACCAACGGGAUCUGGAAAAACACAGUGUAUGUGGGCGCUUAUGAAAGCCAUGACGGAAAUGGGUAUGCCACACAAGGAAGUCAGGAUGAAUCCAAAAGCCAUAACCGCAGCUCAAAUGUUUGGAAGGCUCGAUGUGGCAACAAAUGACUGGACAGACGGAAUAUUCUCCACCAUAUGGAGAAGAUCUACGCACAUAAAAAAAACUGAUAACUUAUGGAUGGUCCUGGACGGACCUGUAGACGCAGUGUGGAUCGAGAACUUAAAUUCUGUCUUGGACGACAAUAAAACAUUAACUCUGGCAAAUGGUGAUCGUAUUAUCAUGGCACCGAACACUAAAUUAGUUUUCGAGCCCGAUAACGUUGACAAUGCAUCGCCGGCUACGAUAUCACGCAUGGGGAUGGUGUUCCUGAGCGCUUCUGUAUUAAAAUGGAGUCCUAUUUUAGAGGCAUGGUUCAAAAAGCGACCACAAGCGGAAGCAGAUGUAUUGCGUGUUUACUUUAACAAAAUAUACGAUGAUGCUCAUACGUUUGUUCAAACAAAACUUCCAGUAAAAAUGGUCCUUUUAGAAGCAAUUUACAUAAGACAAUGUAUAGAUUUAUUGGAGGGUUUACUUGGCAAGAGCACCGGCCAUGAUGCAAAUUCUCAUAUCGAGAAGUUAUUCUUGUUUUCCGUUAUGUGGAGUUUGGGAGCGGUGUUAGAAUUAGAAGAACGUAACAUGUUGCAGGAGUUCUGUGUCAGUCAUGAAUCGAAAUGUCGUUGGCCACAGUGUGAGGAAGAUGAAACUAUCUUUGAGUAUUUGGUGUCAGACGAGGGACGCUGGAUACAUUGGUCCCAGAAGGUCCCAGAAUUUAUCUAUCCAUCGGACGAAGUUCUACCAUAUCAUACAAUUUUGGUUCCCAACAUAGAUAACACAAGAACUUUGUUUUUAAUGGAUACUAUUGCAAAACAGCGGAAGGCGGUGCUACUGAUAGGAGAACAGGGUACCGCAAAGACGGUAAUGAUCAAAGGUUACAUGUCCCACUACGAUCCUGAAGAACACUUGCAUAACUCCUUCAGUUUUUCUUCAGCUUCUACACCUAACAUGGUUCAGCGUGUGUUUGAGAGCUACGUGGAGAAAAGAGUCGGUAACACUUAUGGGCCCCCUGGUAGUCGCAGAAUGACAAUUUUCAUCGACGAUAUAAACAUGCCAGAAAUAAAUGAAUGGGGUGAUCAAAUUACGAACGAGAUUGUCCGCCAGUUGAUGGAAUAUGGAGGCUUCUACUCUUUGGAGAAACCGGGAGAUUUUAGUAUCAUUCAGGAUAUUCAACUGGUUGCUGCCAUGAUUCACCCGGGUGGUGGUAGAAAUGACAUUCCGCCGAGGUUGAAGAGACAGUUCAAUAUCUUUAAUUGUACCUUACCAUCGAAUAAAUCGAUGGAUACAAUUUUCAGAAGCAUCGGUGAAGGAUACUUCUGCCCCUCCAGAUUUGAAGAAAUCAUUGUGGAAUUUUUACCUAAAUUGAUACCUUUGACCAGAGUAUUAUGGCAGCAGACCAAAUUGAAAAUGCUACCAACACCAGCAAAGUUUCAUUACGUUUUCAAUCUCAGAGAUUUGUCUCGAAUUUGGGAAGGUAUACUCAGAAUCGAGAGAGCCGAAUGCGAUUCUAUAACUCGAUUAUUGAAACUCUGGGAACACGAGUGCACUCGUGUGAUUGCUGACCGAUUUAUAACGAGCGAAGAUACAGAGUGGUUCAAAAACACUCUGAAACGUACAGCUGAAAAGAUAUUAAGUCCUGAUGAUUUUCAACAUUACGACGACUCUGAAACUUAUUUCGUUAACUUCUUGCGCGAGCCUCCAGAAGCCACGGGGGAUGAGCCAGAAGACUUCGUAUUCGAAGCACCAAAAAUAUACGAAGAAAUACCAAGUUUCGAAGUUGUGAUUGCAAAACUCCAUCAGAACAUGGAUCAAUUCAAUGAGUACAUUCGCGGAAUGGAGUUGGAUUUGGUUUUCUUCCACGAUGCACUCGUACAUUUGAUUCGUAUAUCGAGAAUCCUUGGUGUCCCAAGAAGCAACGGGAUGCUAGUGGGUGUUGGAGGAUCAGGCAAACAGAGUCUGACACGUUUGGCUUCUUUUAUUGCUGGAUUUGACUUCUUCCAGAUAACGUUAUCCAGGAGCUACAAUGUUGGGAGUUUAAUAGAGGAUCUGAGGAAGAUUUAUCAUGCGGCUGGCACAGGGAGUAAAGGGCAGACGUUUAUAUUCACUGAUAAUGAGAUAAAAGAGGAAGGUUUCCUAGAAUACAUCAACAAUAUUUUAAGCGUUGGGGAAGUUGCAAAUCUCUUUCCUGCUGAUGAGCUGGAUGAAGUGUUAACGGAAGCCACUCCGCUGAUGAAGGUCGACGAUCCAAAGUGUCCACCGACUCCGGAUAAUCUUUAUCGUUAUUUCAUUUCGCGCGCACGGAAUCAAUUACACCUGAUCCUCUGCUUCUCACCAGUCGGAGAAAAGUUUCGGUCUAGAGCAUUAAAGUUCCCUGCUCUCAUAUCUGGCUGCACGAUUAACUGGUUUUGGAGAUGGCCAAGAGAUGCAUUAUACGAAGUGAGCAAUCACUUCUUGGAGAAGUAUAAGGUGAUAUGUACUCCAGAAGUAAAGCGUCAGUUAGUUGAAGUUAUGGGAGACAUGCAAGAUGACGUUAACGAUACUUGUACAAAAUAUUUUGAUAGAUUUCGGAGAGAGACAUACGUUACCCCAAAAACAUUCCUCACAUUUUUGGCUGGGUACAAGAUACUUUACAAGCAACGUUUGGACAAUAUUAACAUGCUUGCAUUCCGUAUGAGUAGUGGUUUGAACAAAUUAGUGGAUGCCGCGGCUCAAGUAGAUGAGUUGCGGAAGGUUUUGGAAAAGAAUCAGGAGGAAAUUGCGGUGAAGAACGUACAAGUGGAAGCUAUUUUAGUCACUGUCAAUGAGAAGAAAAGAGAAGCCGAGACAGUGAAAGCACAAGUUCAAGUUUCCAAAGACGAAGCUGAAGCCAUUUUGAAAGUAAUCUCGAAAGAGAAGUCCGUAGCGGAACAGAAAUUAAAAGCUGCCGAACCCGCGUUGCUCGCAGCAGAGGCUGCAUUACAAACUAUAAAAGCUGCUGACAUUGCCACAGUUCGAAAAUUAGGAAAACCACCAUACUUAAUUACGCUUAUAAUGGACUGUGUUAUAAUAUUAUUUGGAAGGAAGUUGGAUCCAGUCAAACCUGACUACGAACGAGAAUUUUUAAUGCCCUCUUGGACGGAAGCUUUAAAAGUGUUGGCUGAUACUAGGUUUCUGUAUAAUCUGCAAAAUUAUCCAAAGGACAACAUCAAUGCAGAGACCGUUGAUUUAAUGCAACCCUAUCUAAAUUAUCACUUGUACACCUAUGAGGCUGCAAAACAAGCUUGUGGCAACGUUGCUGGACUUAUUCAGUGGACCAUUUCAAUGGUUACAUUCUACGGGAUAAAUAAAGAUGUUCUUCCAUUGAAGGCAAACUUAGCUGUUCAAGAAAGCAAGUACGAGAAAGCGAAUCGAAAUUUGAGGGAAGCUGAGGCAGUCCUGAAAGCCAAAGAUGAAGAUCUGAAAGUGGUACAACAAGAAUAUGAUGCGGUGAUGGAAGAGCGUCAGAAAAUAGUUGAUUUGGCUGAAAUUUGCCAAGCGAAAACAAACACUGCUACUGCUAUGAUCGAUGGUCUUUCGGGUGAGAGGGUCAGAUGGACCGAACAAUUGGCUAUGUUUAAAUCUGAAACUGAUCGUCUUGUCGGAGACGUUUUGAUUCUAGUUGGUUUUCUGACUUAUUGCGGACCAUUUAAUCAGGAAUUCAGGAACCUGUUACAACGACAGUGGUUCGACUUCAUUCAACAAAGAAAAAUACCUGUUUCCCUCACAAUUAAUAUUACUACUUCUUUAACCGACACUGCUACGAUCGGAGAAUGGAGUCUGCAGGGUCUACCAACAGACGACUUGUCCAUUCAAAAUGGAAUCAUAGUAACAAGAGCUAACAGAUAUCCUCUGUUAAUAGAUCCGCAAUUACAGGGCAAAGCGUGGAUCAAGAACAAAGAGGAAGACUUUAAUUUACAGGUUACAAUUCUACAACAUAAAUAUUUUAGAAAUCAUUUAGAAGAUUGUGUUUCCCUUGGUCGUCCUUUGCUCAUCGAAAAUGUUGAAGAGGAGUUAGAUCCUGUGUUAGAUAAUUUGCUUGAAAAGAAUUUCAUAAAGAUGGGAACUUCUUUAAAGGUUAAAUUAGGCGACAAAGAGGUAGAUUAUCAUAAGGAUUUCAGGCUUUAUAUCACCACAAAAUUGCCAAACCCAUCAUACACCCCAGAGAUAUUUGCACGUGCUGCUAUAAUUGAUUUCACUGUUACAAUAAAAGGUUUAGAAGAUCAAUUACUAGGAAGAGUAAUAUUAACUGAAAAGAACGAACUGGAGACGGAGAAGACACAGUUGAUAGCAGAUGUAACUGCAAAUAACAGAAAGAUCAAAGAACUCGAAGCAAAUCUCUUACACAAAUUAACCACUGUCGAGGGUCCUUUAAUAGAAGACGUAGAAUUAAUGUCGGUAUUGAAUACCACAAAACAAACGGCAGCUGAAAUAAACGAGAAGCUAAAUAUUGCAAAAGACACGGAAUUAAGAAUCGACACUGCGAGAGAGGAAUUUAGGCCUGUCGCAACGCGUGGCAGUGUAUUGUACUUUUUAAUUUGCGACAUGGCUCUAGUCAAUUCCAUGUACCAAACCUCGCUCGUGCAAUUUUUGGAACGUUUCGACAUUUCAAUGGAAAGAUCCGAAAAGAGCCCCGUCAAUCAGAGAAGAAUAACUUACAUCAUCGAAUAUCUUACCUUUGAAAUAUUCAGAUACAAAGCAAGGGGUCUUUAUCAGAUCCACAAAUUUAUGUUCAGCUUGUUAAUGACGCUGAAGAUUGACCUGCAACGCGAAGCUAUUUCGUAUAAUGAAUUUCAGUAUUUCAUCAAAGGCGGUGCAGCUCUAGAUUUAAAUACUGUUGCGCCAAAACCCUGCAAAUGGAUUUCAGAUAUCACUUGGCUUAAUUUAGUUGCCCUCUCCUCUUUGGCGCAAUUUCAAUAUAUCCUUUCUCAGGUACCAGCUUCUGAGAAAGUUUGGAAAAGUUGGUUCGAUAAACCGGCGCCAGAAGAGGAAGCGAUACCAAACGGCUAUAAUAAUAUGGAUACCUUUCGAAAAUUGUUGUUAAUAAGAGCUUGGUGCAUCGAUAGAACAUUAUCGCAGUCACGCAAGUACAUAGCAAGUUCUCUGGGAGAUAAAUAUGCGGCACCUGUUAUCACCCGUUUGGAUGUAAUGCACGGUGAAUCGAGGCCAGACACGCCGAUGAUUUGCUUCUUAAGCAUGGGAUCGGAUCCAACGCCUAGCAUCGAACAACUUGCGAAAAAAAUGGAGAUUCAAUGCAAAAGUAUCUCGAUGGGUCAGGGACAAGAAGUUCAUGCACGGAGAUUGCUUCAAAGUGCAAAAACCGAAGGAUAUUGGGCCUUGUGCCAAAAUUGUCACUUAGGUUUAGAAUACAUGGAAGAGUUAGUCCUUUUUAUCUUGGACAUGGAAGACCCAGACCCCAAUUUCCGCAUAUGGAUUACCACCGAACCUCAUAAACAUUUUCCAAUAUCUCUGCUUCAGAUGUCCAUAAAAUAUACUUUUGAACCUCCACAAGGAGUAAAAGCCGGCUUGAUGGCUACAUAUGGUAUCAUGAACCAAGAAAUGUUAGAUCAGUGUGACGCUCCACAGUAUAUACCAAUUAUAUAUACAGUGUCAUUUUUGCACACUAUCGUACAAGAGCGACGAAAAUUUGGACCCCUGGGUUGGAAUAUACCGUACGAAUUUAAUUUAGCCGAUUGGCUAGCAUCCUGUAUGUUCAUUAACAAUCAUUUGAAUGAUUUUGACAUAAAACAAGGAAUUAGUUGGCAAACUGUUAGAUAUAUGAUAGGAGAGGUACAAUAUGGAGGACGUGUUACGGAUGAUUACGACAAACGAUUGUUAAACACAUUUACCAAGUUUUGGUUUUCUGAGGCUCUAUUUUCAGAAGAGUUUAUGUUCUAUAAAGGAUAUCCAGUGGUUGUCCAGAAGCAAGUUACAGAUUACUUGAAGGUAAUAGAAGAAAUGGCUCCUGUAGACCCACCACAAGUUUAUGGCCUGCAUCCUAAUGCAGACAUUACGUAUCAAGCAAAUACUACACAAACUGUCUUAGACACAAUAAUAUCUGUGCAACCAAAAGAAGCAGGCGCUGAAGGUGGCGAAUCGAGAGAAGCAGUUGUGGCUAGACAAUCAAAAGAGAUGUUACAAAAGAUACCGGAACCUUAUGACCCAUUUGAAGUAAAAUAUAGAUUGCAGAUAUUAGGUACUACUGCACCAAUGAGUAUUUUCUUGAAACAAGAAAUUGAUAGAAUAGAAGUGGUUAUUGAACUGGUAUAUGCUAUGUUAAAGAACCUUUUACUUGCAAUAGAAGGUGUUAUAAUAAUGAAUGAGGAAUUGAGGGACGCUUUUGACAACAUAUUUGAUGCAAGAAUACCUAAAGCUUGGAAAGCUAAAUCAUGGGAAUCUUCCACUCUUGGAUUUUGGUUUACCGAAUUAUUAGACAGAGAUAAACAGUUUCGUACUUGGUUAUAUAGUGGAAGACCAGCUAAAUUCUGGAUGACAGGAUUUUUUAAUCCUCAAGGUUUUCUUACCGCAAUGCGGCAAGAGGUAACACGAGCUCAUAAAGGAUGGGCUCUUGACAAUGUUACAUUGCAUAAUGAAGUUCUACGGUACACGGCAGAAGAAAUAAAGACUCCACCUCAAGAGGGAGUAUUCGUAUAUGGAUUAUAUCUUGAAGGAGCUGGUUGGGAUAAAAGGAACAAUAUAUUAUGUGAAUCAGCUAAUAAAGUUCUAUACGUCUUAAUGCCUGUGAUUCACAUUUUUGCUUUGUACAACAUUCCUGAUAAAGAUCCAAAAUUAUAUCAGUGUCCAGUAUACAAAAAGCCGAUGAGAACGUAUGUCUUACUGAUAACACCGCUAUGGUUACAAACAAGAAGACCUCCUGACUUUUGGAUCAUACGCGGAGUUGCGCUACUAUGUGAUAUUAAAUAAUUUAAUCCUAU
Megachile rotundata (alfalfa leafcutting bee) is the source of this 12697-nucleotide messenger RNA. It is a transcript of the gene kl-3, whose product is annotated as dynein heavy chain 8, axonemal kl-3. Gene Ontology annotation, cellular component: axonemal dynein complex. Lineage: Eukaryota; Metazoa; Arthropoda; Insecta; Hymenoptera; Megachilidae. Gene Ontology annotation, biological process: microtubule-based movement. The record is from RefSeq and is a predicted model, not a curated record. Gene Ontology annotation, molecular function: minus-end-directed microtubule motor activity; dynein light intermediate chain binding; ATP binding.